UAUAAGCUCUGUUGACAGAUAUCUAAAAGCAAGUGACAGCAAUGUUGCCAUAUUCAAGGACAGAGAAUUUUCCAAAACACGAGCUGUCCUUUCAAGAAAACAGCAACAGCUGAAAGGCCAGGGACUUGGCAAUAAGCCGAGAGCUGCAGAAACCAUGACAGAGUCUAUCAUUGACCAGAUGCAUGAAGCCAGGACACUAGGUGACUACACUCCAAGGUCUUUGUUACACUCCAUGUGGUUUGUAUGCACAAACCAUUUUGGAAUGCGGACAGGCAAAGAAUGCCGUGAUCUCUGCUGGGGAGAUAUUCAUCUUAGAAUGGACGAAACUUCUGGUGAGGAGUAUCUUAUAUAUGACCAAGAGAGACAAACCAAAACCAGAUCUGGUUCAAAUCCUCGGGACAUUAGAGGUACAAAACCCAAAGCCUAUGCCACUGCUGACGCCCAGAGAGAUCCUGUACAUCUGUACAAGCUGUACAGCCAGAAACGACCGGACGAAAUGUGCAAACCUGACAGCCCAUUCUUCCUUACACCAAAUGAUAAACCACAGAGAUGCUGGUUCAAAAAAACCCCACUUGGAAUAAAUAAACUUUACAACAUUAUGAGAGACAUGAAGGCUGAAGCAGGAAUUGAAAAUCCCAGAAUAACGCCUUACAGCUCCAGAAAACAUCUGGUUCAAACUCUAAACGAUGCUGGGGUCCCUGCCAACCAAAUCAUGCAAAUUUCUGGUCACAAGAAUGUGAAUUCUAUAAACAACUACAGUAAAAUCAACAACGACCAGUCGAGAAAUAUUUCUAAAAUACUGUCGAAUCAGAGAAAUGAAACCAACCUUCAAACUCAAGGAAGUGGUGCUGCCAGUGCUCCGGAGCCAUGGACUGGGCCUUUCGGAUCCAAUCGCUCUCGCAGUCUUUUUGCAAGCAGCACUUUCCACGGACCUGUGACUUUCAAUUUCCACAGUACAUCUGUAUCGGAAACACUGUCACAAAUGUCCACAGUUAACGUAGGCCGAAGUAAUGCAACUGCUGAAGAGUCCGUUUCCAACAUGCUCGAUUCGCCAGUUGCCACUGCCAGACCAUUCAAACGAAUAAGAAUGAUUCCAGAAAGUGACAGUGACUAACUGUAACACUCACGACACGAGAGUUUACAUAUAAGUCCAUUUAAAAUCCCACUGUUACACUGUUCGUAUUGUUUCUCCAGUUAUUUGUUCUAACUGUUUACCGAUUGACUGAAGUAAAACAAAAUGGCGGACUCGAAUUUUGACAAGCGCAAGUGCGCGUAUCUGCGCGUAUGAAUUUCACACAUUGUUUGUUUAAAUAUAUCUGAAGUUACAUGAAUAAAAUUUUUGAAGUACCAAAUAUAUUAUUUAUAUCCCUUACAAAUAAAUUAAUCUCCUUUCUUCUGUUAGACAAAACACAACCUGGACCAAAUUUGUAGAACUAUUUGGGACGCAUAACACAGCGCUGACAGUCGUAAACAGUGGGGCUCCCUGCGGGGGAAUUUUUAAAAAGUAAAACGAUUUUAUAAAAGAAACCACUGAAUAAGCAUGAAAUAAACAGAAAAUUUGUUUGUUUCGGUGAAAGAUCGAAAUUUAUUUCAUCUCGUGAACAUCACAUGUUAAUAUUUUCACUCGUGGCUUCGCCACUCGUGAAAAUAUUCAUGUGAUGUUCACUCGAUGAAAUAAAUUUUCGAUCUUACACCGAAACAA
Molecule: messenger RNA, 1702 nt
Organism: Mercenaria mercenaria
Lineage: Eukaryota; Metazoa; Mollusca; Bivalvia; Venerida; Veneridae
Exons: 3
Coding region: 155-1114 (319 amino acids)
Biological process (GO): DNA integration; DNA recombination
Molecular function (GO): DNA binding
Source: RefSeq, a predicted model, not a curated record